AUGCAUCUUGAUGUUAUCUUGCUAGUUCAAACAAAAUGCAAAACAUCCUCUUUCCAAAAUCUAGUUGGGUCCCCCGGAACAUCGCACCACCCGGCAACAUACAUCGCGCCCAAGCAAAUCCCAUUCCGCGGGCCGGAUUCCCCACCACUUACCCACCCAAACCCUAGGUUUCCCAUGGUGCAAGCCGCACCCAGCUCCGCCACCGCCACCGCCACCGCCGCCCCCGUCCCCGACGCCGACCCCGCCACCCCGCCGUCCCGUCUCCUCUCGAAACAUCGCCCGCGACGCCGUGCAGCGCCCCCCCGCCCGACCUUGCCGCACCCCGCGCCCACGCGCGGCCUCCCCGAUCUGAACCGCUGCCACUGCUGCUCCGUUCGCUUCCAGCAGCCGGCGCCGGGCGCCAAGCGACGUCCACUCCGUCCCCUCCGCUCCCUCUGGCGCGUCGUCCUCCUCUGCUCUGAAUGUAUCUCCCUCCUUCGCUCUGGCGCCGUCUGCUCCUACUGCCUCAACCUGGACAACCUGCCGCAUGAUGACUCAGCCACCUGCCGCAGCUGCAAUUGCUGCGUCCACCGCCACUGCAUCCCCGCUGAGCACCGUACUGCCCUGAUCCAGCCUGUAGAUUUGGAGAAUUUCGUCUGCGUCGAUUGCUGCCCUACAGUAAAGGUGGGUAGCAAGAAUGUGGGCGCCGAAUCUGUUCCUAAGCUGGAGUUGGUCAUCAGAGAGCCUAGUCCUGCAGUGCGGAGGAAGGGGGGGCCUGUCGCUGCUGCUAAGUUGAAUUCGCCGAGGAAGGUUGUGGAGGAGGUGAGGCCAGCUUGGAAGGAUGCGAUGGCCCUCGUUCCUGUAGGCGAGGAGUCAGAGAGCAAGGGUCCCAGUGAUCCGGACCUGCCAGACGAGGCAUUGGCGCUGCAGCUUCAUUUGGCGAUCAACGGGUCACCGAGGAUUUCACGUUCUGGCAGUGCAUCUGUGUCUGUCUUGGCAGGGCAGGGCAAGAGGCAGGGCAAGAGGCAGAAUGGAUUGGUUUAUGGAAGGAAGGUUAAUGAGGAUCUGGGACUUUGUGUAACCAAUAUGAUGGAUCAUCUGGACUAUCUUGAGACCGGAGCAGAGAUGGGAAGCAACUGGAAUGCUAGUCAGGAUUUAGGAUCUGAUCCCACAGCCCCUGUGGUUCUUGCACUGGAGUGUAAAGGUAAACGCCCUCAGGAGAGUCUGAGAGGUGAAAGGAAAGGUCUUCCUGAGACUAAACAACAUAAUAGUUUGGUGGAUUGGCAUAAGGUGGAUCGGUAUGAGAAGAAGUAUAGCAAGAGGAAAUCAAGUAAGCAGACAGAUGUUGAAAGCACGGGAAACAAGACCUUGCCCAAUGGAAAGGACAUGGAUGUUGGUGAAGGUGGUGAGGGCAUAACUCCUAUGACAUAG
Triticum turgidum subsp. durum (durum wheat) is the source of this 1410-nucleotide messenger RNA. NCBI's taxonomy places the organism in Eukaryota, Viridiplantae, Streptophyta, Magnoliopsida, Poales, Poaceae. The record is from the annotation of a GenBank genome assembly.